Neodiprion virginianus is the source of this 5414-nucleotide messenger RNA. It is a transcript of the gene Gyg, whose product is annotated as neurofilament heavy polypeptide. The transcript is spliced from 9 exons. Bases 156 to 3977 code for a protein of 1273 amino acids. NCBI's taxonomy places the organism in Eukaryota, Metazoa, Arthropoda, Insecta, Hymenoptera, Diprionidae. The record is from RefSeq and is a predicted model, not a curated record. Gene Ontology annotation, molecular function: glycosyltransferase activity. Gene Ontology annotation, cellular component: cytoplasm.
GAACAUCACAUCACGUCGCGGUUCGUCACUCGUGUCGUGGCGCUGACAGAGUGAACACUUCUGUCAGUUACACGGGGUCUCUCUGAGUCGUGGGUGUGUUCUGAGAUAGAUACUGGAAAGAAUUUAAAAUCGUUUGAUUAACAAGACCAGCAACAAUGGGCGGUUUCGCAUGGGUGACGUUGGCCACAAACGAUUCUUACUCACUUGGAGCUUUGGUUUUGGCGCAUUCCCUGCGCCGGGCCGGUACCAAGCAUGAUUUGGCAAUUCUUAUAACCCCGGGUGUCACUCAGGUUAUGAGGGAAAAAUUGGCCUCGGUAUAUUCUCUUGUCCAGGAAGUAAACGUCCUGGAUUCAAAGGAUGAGGCCAAUCUCGCGCUCCUUGCACGACCCGAACUCGGAAUCACAUUCACCAAAUUACACUGCUGGCGGUUGACUCAGUACGAAAAAUGUGUUUUCGUGGAUGCCGAUGCUCUCGUUGUCAGGAAUUGCGACGAACUGUUUGAACGAGAAGAGUUGACAGCAGCACCCGACGUCGGAUGGCCGGACUGCUUCAACUCGGGAGUUUUCGUAUUCAAGCCGUCGCAGCAGACCUUCGCUUCGAUCACUUCAUUCGCGGCGGAAAAAGGUUCGUUCGACGGUGGUGACCAAGGUCUCCUCAAUUCGUACUUCAGUGAUUGGGCCCACAAGGACAUCUCCAAGCAUCUACCGUUCAUCUACAACAUGUGCUCAACGGCAACUUACUCGUAUCUGCCUGCCUACAAACAAUUUGGGGAAAAUGUUCGUAUUAUACAUUUCAUCGGCGCCACAAAACCUUGGCUGCAAUAUUUCGACACUGAAACCUCAACCGUCCAUCCGCCGUCAGGAUGCAAUCAUUUGCAGCCACUUUUGCAACUCUGGUGGAACAUUUUCUGCGAAAACGUUUACCCUAAGCUAUCACCAGUGAUGGCCAGGAGCACAUUGGCAUCAAUUUGGCACAGAUUCACUCCUCCUUUGCCCAGCACGUCCGUUCCUUGGUAUCCAAUCCGUAACGAAUCGAAUCAAAGUCACUCGUACAGAUCAGAGUCACGAAAAUCCAAUUACAACUAUGAAGACGACAUCGCGAAACCCGCAGAUUUUUCCGAAUUCAACGACCCGUGGGAACAGUAUAUACCGAAUUACACUCCGCCGGAAAAUCUGGACUAUCAUCAUCAAAGAGAUCACACUCUGCAGUAUUAUAAUACCGGUCCACACGAGUUUAAUGACAGUCAGAGUUCCCAGCAAUUUCAAAAUUACGCAUUCGAUAAUCCUCCGCAGCAACUUCAGCGUCACGACAGACUAUCGGUCGAUAAUCCCCAGCAACCGACUCCGUCGGUAAACCUUGACGCGUACAGUUUAACGUCGCAACAUCGCGACUUUGACGAAAAUCUGAACGAGAACCGGAAUCAAAAUUACCAUAAUCCUUGGCAGAGUGAGAAUGAUUAUCAGCAUGUUCAAAAACAAUCGACAGAGGCGUAUCACAGUCCUAACUUAUGUAGGGAAACAUUUGUUGAUAAUACCGGGGAUUUUAGAGUACCGAAAAAUUUUGAAGCCGUUAACAAUGAAAUAUGGCGGGAGAGUCAGACUGAACAUUCUGAGCAUUUCAGAGAGCAAACAAGCCGCGAAAAUAUCGACGAUCGGUUGCACGGAGAUCAUUAUUUCAGGCACGAUCCUGAAGAGCAAAAUGACUCGAUUAGGGAAGAGCAAACAAAUGAUAGGCUUGACGAUUUUCACUCUGUACGAGAAGUUGAAUCUAUCCGAUCUAUCGAUGCCACUCCACAUUCCCAAUCCGAAUUUCCCUCUAAUCAUGAGCCUUGUACAGAUCCUCCGCACAAUGUAGCCCAGCACUAUGAACAAUCCGUAGACAAUCAGGGGCAACCAGCGGUCGAUGACGCUGGAAUUGCCGGAGCAUUGGCAAAGAUGACUUUGGGAGAACCGAGGAGCGCCGAACAAGUGGCACUUGAGGAACACAUGAGAAGGCAAGGCUGGGAACAGGGUCAAAUCGAUUAUAUGGGGCGUGACAGCUUCGACAACAUCUGGAAGAAGAUUCUCAGUACUAUAAGUCAACCUCAGGAACACCAGCCAUCGCCCACUAUGGAGACACAAAAUGUUGAAAUCAGUUCUCCUGUUGUUCCAUCCUCGCCUCUGGCAGCUACAUCAAGUUCAAUAGCCGUUUGCACAACACCGGACGUCUCUUCCCCUUCUAUUCCAUCCGGAGAAUCAGUAGCGACGCUUCAUAGCAACGACGUAAUUGAAUUUUUGAAAAGCGAGCCCAUCGUUGAACCCUUAACCGUACGAGACGAGCCAAAACUCCCAGAAGAACCAAAAUCCGUUGAACCCGACCUCGAGGCAAAAUCUGUCGUGGUAAAAUCCCCACCGGAAGAAAAAAUCCCAACGGAAUUUGCUGCCGAAGAACUUAAAGUCACUACUCAAGCGGUUCAGUCAUCUCCAGUUUCAACCAAAGUCCCGUUACCCGAAAGUACAGAAACGGAACCACUAACAAAAAAAACGGUUGAAGCUCUUCAAACUUCUCCGGCUUUACCAAAAGUUGAGCCACCUGAAAAUAUUGAACCGGUAUUAUCGAAGCCAGAAACAGCUACCAGUGAAAUCCUGAUUCAACCUUCUUCAAUUUUCUCCGAAGGCCAGUCACCUGCAGAAAAAAUAAUGGCUGGUCAAGUAUCUUCUUCAGCUGCAUCGGAAGUUGAGCCAUUUGCAAAUAUUGAACCGGUACCACCAUCAGAUCCAGAAACAGCUACCAGUGAAUCCCCUAAACCUUCUCCAAUUUCACUACAUGCAAAGGAAGAAACUGAUCCUGUCAGUGAGACGAAGCUCGAGGAAUUUGUCAGCACUUUUGAAGUGCCGAAAAGCGUUGUAAAAGAGUCGUCAGCGGUCUUGGAGGCAGAAACAACUGAAUCGAAAGCAAAACCAUCCGCCGCAUUAGCCGUUUCGGGUACAAGUUUAAUAUCUGGAACUGAACUCGGUACGGAAAGCGCCACGAGUGAGCUGACUGAACUUAUUUUAGACAGCAGCUCAGUUCCGAUUCAAGUCGCGGAGUCCGUGCUGCAAUCCGAACCGAAGGAAUCGGUGUCGGAAGAUCAGAGGCCGGUAACCGAAGAGGCGAUUUCAUCUGUAGUUGCACCGGUGCUCGAAACGGCGACUGCUGUAUCGGAAACUGUAGCGGAAGCAAAAGCCGCUGAAGAGUCGAAGGCGGCGGGAAAUUCGUUUCGUAAUGGCGUCGGCUCUGCGAUAACUCCUCUGGAAAUUCCUGCUCAGAUACCUGAACCGGAAAUUCCUGCUGAUAUACCAGAACCGGAAAUCCCUGCACCAGUAAAAAUCGAACCCGUUGCUGUUGCUCCGCAGGAGGCUGAGAUCUCCGGAGAAGAGUCUUCGAAAUCCGCCUCACUCACACCACCCGAUUCGCCAGGCACAACGGUUCCUGUUCGACCGAUCAGAACAAAGGACUCGAGGAUCCCGACAACACCGAUUGUGACCGAAGCCACGCCCCCAAACAGUCCACCAAUUGGUGGUGUGGAAAGCCUGGAGGAUCAGCCGCUGAAAUCGGUUAAGAAGGUGGUGAAAAAAGUUGUCAAGAAGGCGCCUGCGGAUGUUGAAGGCGCCGAAGGAGCGGCGGACAGCGAAACUGUGGGAAAGAAGGUAGUCAAGAAGGUGGUAAAGAAGAUUGUGAAGAAACCGAAGGAGGAAACUGAUGAUGGUGCAGAAACUUCAAGCGCUGCAACUGAGAAACCGAAAAAGACGGUAAAGGUGGUGAAGAAGGUCGUGAAACCGUCGGAAUCCCUCGAGGUGGAUGCUUCGAUACCGGACACACCGCCUGUCGGCGAAGUUCCAGUCCCGCCGAGACGAAAAACCAAGACUACGACAACGACUACGACGAAAACGACAACGACGAGCGGCAAAAGCCCCGCGGCUGAAGAAGCAGCGAAACCCUCCGAGUCUAAGUCAUAAUACUACGAGGGCAGCGAAUUGACAAUAAUCAUUAAUAUUAUAACUAUUAUUAUUAUUAUUAUUAUUAUUAUUAUUAUUAUUAUUAUUGAUAUUAUUAAUAUUAUUAUUGCUACUACUUUUCCUACUACUAUUAGGUUGCUGCGCAGUGUUCGAAAUUCGAAUAAUUUUACAACACAACAGAUUCUUAGAGUACGCAUAUUUCACUUUAUCAGUCAUUUCUUUUCAUGUUUUUUGAUUUCGUAUCUUGCAUCUAGCGAUUUUCUAUCCCAUAUUGCGGUUAUCAGAUAUUUGGUAUAAUGUAUAUUUCUCUAGCAAUCGUUGCAUUAUCGUAUUGUGGCCUUACACACCGCCGCGCGCCGUAUCGUUAUUUAUAAAUCAUGAUUAUAUCAUUUUUCUUUCCUUCUCUCAUUUUUUCGUUAUUUAGACGAAACACUUUCACGUUUGUCAUAUUAUCUAUAUUGAAGGUAGUGUUUGCUUUUCUGUAUUACCAAACCUUUAUCUGAGCAUUUUUUAGGUAUAGUAUCUAUUUGAGUUAUAUCAAUUAUUAUUUUUUUAUUAACUAUGUAUAUUUAUAAUCUAGUGAAUGAUUUUUGCAUACCAGAUUCAGUUUCUAUUUAGAUCUGCGUACAAGCCUUAAGAUAGCAGCGUUGUUUGACAUUUUCAUUAACCCCUUAUCAUAGAUGUAUAGGUUUUGAAGACAGGACCGGCAGAUGAGGUUCUUGCAUGAUUUUCAAUUGCGGUAUGUAAAAAUUACGACGGUUGAUAGAUCCAAUACUGUCAGAAGAAUUCAUUUGAAAAUUCGUAUCUCAAAGACAGUUAAUUGCAAAUGAUCUAUAUAUUUUUCAAAUGUUAUCGCCCACGUUAUGUGACGUCGUAAUUCUUCACACACCAAUUUAAAAAACGUUGAGCCCGAGGGUCAUCAUUUUGUAUGUAAAAAAAAAUUAUAACUGAUGCAUUACAUUUAUUGAAUACAUGUAUUUUGACGCAAUUUCAUCGUUUUUUUUCUUCUCGGCUUUGAAUCGAUGUUGCUAUAGCGAUUGUGUUUGCACGUCCACGAUUGAAAUGGCAUAUCAAUCCUCUGAAUGUUGUAUUAGAAAGUAAAGAAGGUUUGGAUUGACUUUCGUGAAUGAUAAAAACUUCAACAUACAAGAAUUUAAAAAAAUAAAGUAAAAACUAUAUAGUGGUGAACAGUGUCGAUCGAUAAUAAUAUAAAUCAAUUUAUCAAGUGAGAUGAGCUUUAUAGUUGUGCCUAAACCAAAAUUGAAGCUCGAGUGAUAUGGUUAAUAUAAUAUUAUAUUAAUGUGAGUGUUCACUUACAGAGUAAUUACAUAAAAAGUCAACGUUACAAAUUUGUGUGAGAAUUAAUGAAUUUGUAAAAUUAAUGGCAAUUAUUUCUCACUUUAUUGGCGGGUAAUUCAAUAAAAAGUGAUAUUUUCA